CUUAGUAUUAUACGUGCUAUGCUGGCAUUCAUGUGAAUUAGCUGAGAACCGCGUUCUCCAGGGUAAAAUAUCCCUGACGUUGCUGUUGCUGUCACGUAUGGCGUACAGUGAUGCCAACUGCCACCAAACACCUACCAUGAUUGUACGCGGUGUUUAAACGGUAUGUCGAUAUGCUCCGAACGGUUUCUGCAUUCCUUCGUCUCCAACCAUGGAUGAGAGUGCUACGGAUCCCACGGUCCUGUUCAAAGUGGAGGGACAAGUAGCAGUGGUUACCGGCGGCGGAACAGGCAUAGGACUCCACAUUGCAAAGGCACUGGAACAUAACGGUGCCACUGUCUACAUCAUCGGUAGGCGCUUGGGAGUCCUAGAGAAGGCCGCAUCAGAACACAAUAAAUACGGCAAGAUUAUACCGCUUCAGGGAGAUAUCACGUCGCGACAAUCGCUGCUUUCCACGGUUGAGACGAUCAAGGGUCGUCACGGCUACAUAGACCUUCUCGUCAACAAUGCGGGAAUAGCUAGGAAUCUGCUGCCUUCUCGAUUGCCUUCUCCUUUGGAUGAAAAUGCUGGAGAAGGAGAAAUGCCAUCCAUCAAAGCGUUCCAAGGCGUACUUUGGGAUACGGGGGACCCUGCAGGUUUCGCAGAGACAUUUGAGACCAACGUCACCGCAGUAUAUUACACGACGAUUGCGUUUCUUGAGUUAUUACACCUCGGUAACCUACGGCGAGGCGCAAUUCCACCUCUGCUGGCCGCUAGACGCACAUCGACGCAGCAGGCGGCUAACACCUCUCUUGGUACCUCAGUGCCAAGUUUGCCACAGGUGACAUCGCAGGUCGUUACGAUAUCAUCUUCGGGCUCAUUUCGAGUGGAUGCACGCGUUUUGACGGUUUCCUACACGCUCGCGAAGCAGGCUUGCACCCAUUUAGGAAGACUGCUGGCGAGUAUUCUCGCAGACUGGAAUAUCAGAAGCAAUGUUCUAUGUCCCGGAGUUUGGCCAAGCGAAAUGACCAAUACCGACCUAUUCACGCCUGCCAUGCUUGCGAAGGCGGUUCCCUUGGGAAGAGUCGGGACAUUGUCUGACAUGGCUGGUUGUAUGUUGUUCCUGGCCGGACCUGCUGGAGCAUAUGUGAAUGGUGCGGUGUGGCUUGUUGAUGGCGGGAGAAUUAAUGCCGUUGCCAGCUCCUAUAAUCCAUAAGGGGUUGGGAAGAGUUUUGUAUAAGAUCUAGGAGAUACUGCCGAAAGUGUUGAUACGAACACGUCCUCUGAGCUUCACGGCGAACCGUCGGGGUGGAUGACACUACCUAUUAGGGGCUGCUGCAAAUACAAUGCAUCGGCCUACGAUGGGUGGUAACCACAAUGCAUAGCAAAAAUACACG
Messenger RNA from Pisolithus orientalis, 1373 nucleotides. RefSeq lists its product as uncharacterized. Bases 209 to 1192 code for a protein of 327 amino acids. The transcript has 6 exons. The record is from RefSeq and is a predicted model, not a curated record. Lineage: Eukaryota; Fungi; Basidiomycota; Agaricomycetes; Boletales; Pisolithaceae.